AUGCGACUUUCAAGUAUCCCACUCCAGUCGGUUCUCUUUGUCUCAUUUUUAUUCUUGUUUUGUUUUUCUGUGGUGCUCUCUCUCAAUGGGGACUCGGAGAUCUUAAUUCGGGUCAAGAAAGACCAGAUUGUCGACCCGGAUAGAAAGAUCAACAACUGGGUUCUUAGGGCCAACCACGGUCCAUGCAAUUGGUCUGGAAUCACUUGUGAUGCUCAGAAACAGUCUAUAGUUGGUAUUAAUCUAAACGGGUUUGGCAUCUCGGGCGGCUUUCCGAAUGGGUUCUGUGGAAUACGGACUCUCCGAAACCUCUCUUUAUCAGACAAUUCCCUCAACGGUACUCUUUCUGAUCGCACUGUCUCUCCUUGCUCUCAACUACAAGUCUUGGAACUCGCCGACAACUAUUUCACUGGCAAGUUACCGCAUUUCUCUCCGGGAUUUGAUAACUUAUUAGUUCUUGAUCUCUCUAACAACAUCUUCACGGGAGAAAUCCCGGACAGUUUCGGUCAGUUUCGGGCGUUAAAAGCGCUUAGACUUACCCAGAACUCGCUCAGUGGUUCAUUUCCUUCGUUUAUAGGCAACCUUAUUGAGUUGACGCACUUGGAGAUCGGAUAUAAUUCUUACAAGCCAGGUCCAUUACCUUCUAGUAUUGGAAAUCUAUUAAAGCUUGAAUUUUUAUGGUUAACUCAAUCGAAUCUCACAGGCGAAAUACCGGAAAUUGUAGGAAAGUUUGUACAUUUAAAAAAUUUCGAUUUGGCUGUAAAUUUUUUAUCCGGGAAAAUUCCUGACAGCAUUUCUCUGUUGACAAGUAUAGAGCAAAUUGAGCUCUAUAGGAACCAAUUAUCCGGUGAAUUACCUCCAAGUUUAGCCAGUUUAACCACUCUGCGGAGAUUUGAUGUCUCACAGAACAAUCUCACUGGAAAUAUACCUGUGAAUGUCGCUGCUUUGAGGCUUGAAUCAUUUCAUCUAAACGACAAUUUCUUCACAGGGGAAAUUCCGGAAACGUUAUCUUCAAAUCCGAAUUUACGAAGCCUAAAGCUGUACAAUAACAGUUUCACCGGAAAGUUACCAGAAAAUCUUGGAAGAAACUCCGAUUUAACAAACUUCGAUGUUUCAACUAAUGAUUUUACGGGUGACUUACCUCGGUAUCUCUGUUUCAGAAACAAGCUUCAAUCCAUUGUGAUAUUCAACAAUCGGUUCUCAGGAAAAAUUCCAGAAUCCUACGGGGACUGCAAAACGCUGACUUAUCUGCGUUUUAGCAACAACCAACUCUCCGGUAAAAUACCUACCAAGUUCUGGGGUCUCCCCGAAAUGAAACGUUUUGAAAUGUUUAAUAACAGCUUUGAAGGUUCAAUCUCUCCUUCAAUUUCUGCGGCUCGCAAACUCCGUAGUAUUAGCAUCAAGGCUAACAACUUCAGCGGCGAAAUUCCUUCAGAAAUAUGCAGCUUGCAUCAACUGCAAGUCAUGGAAUUUAAUCAAAACCAUCUCUUCGGUCCACUGCCUUCGUGUAUAACCCAAAUGAACAACUUACAGAAUCUUAAUUUGCAAGAUAACAAAUUCUCCGGGAAAUUACCCAGGAAAUUGAAUUUGUUGACCGCUUUGACUGAGUUGAAUCUGGCCAUCAAUCAGUUCACAGGUAAUAUUCCACCGGAGCUGGGAAAUUCACCGGUGUUAACGUAUUUGGAUCUCUCCAAUAAUUUGUUGACAGGCAAAAUCCCGGUGGAGUUAACCAAGUUGCAGCUCGAUCAGUUCAAUAUUUCAAAUAACAGAUUAUCCGGUAAGGUGCCUUCAGGUUUCGAUCGUCAGUUAUAUAUUUCUAGUUUAUUGGGUAACCCAAAUCUGUGCAGCCCGGGUUUAAAACCGCUCCAUCCAUGCCCCGGAACCGAACGGGGAAUUCCGUACCUAGUUGCGAUUGUUGCCAUUUGUGCAAUACUUCUCCUCGGGUUUCUCUUUUGGUUCUUCAAAAACAAAUCCAAAUUUAUUUCUAAACCCAAACGCCCGUGGAAAGUAACCACAUAUCAACGGGUCGGGUUCAGCGAAGAAGACAUAUGCUCCUACUUAAAAGAAGAGAACCUCAUAGGGGAAGGCAUCUCCGGUCGCGUCUAUAGAGUGAAGCUCGAAACGGGUCAAACCGUGGCAGUUAAGAAACUUUGUGGAGGUUUCGGGAAACCCGAAACAGAGUCCUUUUUCAGUUCCGAAAUUGAGACAUUGGGUCGGAUCCGCCAUUCAAAUAUUAUAAAAUUGUUAAUGUGUUGCAGUGGUGAGGAGGGCAGAAUUUUGGUGUAUGAAGAUAUGCAAAACGGGAGUUUGGGUGACGUGUUGCACGGAGAGAAGGGUGGCGCAUCUUUAUUAGAUUGGCCUGUUAGGUUCACGAUAGCACUAGGCGCUGCUGCAGGGUUGGCAUAUUUGCAUCACGACUGCGUGCCGGCUAUCGUGCACAGGGAUGUGAAGAGUAAGAAUAUAUUGUUGGACGCUGACAUGGUGCCACGAAUCGCUGAUUUUGGGCUGGCCAAGACGUUGCAAGGUGAUGUGGCUGGGGGUGAUGAUGGCACAUCGCGUAUUGCUGGAAGUUAUGGUUAUAUUGCGCCUGAGUAUGCGUACACAUCCAAAGUGACAGAGAAGAGCGAUGUAUACAGCUUUGGUGUAGUGUUGAUGGAACUAAUUACUGGUAAAAGGCCAAAUGAUCCUUUCUUUGGUGAGAAUAAGGAUAUAGUGACGUGGGUUACAGAGGCUGCUGUGUCAUUUCCGGAAAGCGAAAGUGAGAAUUGGUUGGGAGACUUGAGGCAAAUUGUGGAUCCAAAAAUGAAUCCAUCAAGCUCUGAUUAUGAAGAAAUUGAGAAGGUUUUGAGGGUAGCUUUUUUGUGUACCUCAACAUUUCCGAACAAGAGGCCUUCCAUGAGAAAGGUAGUUGAAUUGCUCAAGUUCAACCGAAAAAGAUUGCAGCAGUUUGAAGUUUAA
This is a messenger RNA of Pistacia vera, 2955 nucleotides long. RefSeq names its product LRR receptor-like serine/threonine-protein kinase HSL2. Gene Ontology annotation, biological process: protein phosphorylation; hormone-mediated signaling pathway. Gene Ontology annotation, cellular component: plasma membrane. Bases 1 to 2955 code for a protein of 984 amino acids. The transcript is spliced from 2 exons. Gene Ontology annotation, molecular function: ATP binding; protein binding; protein kinase activity. NCBI's taxonomy places the organism in Eukaryota, Viridiplantae, Streptophyta, Magnoliopsida, Sapindales, Anacardiaceae. The record is from RefSeq and is a predicted model, not a curated record.